This is a messenger RNA of Pseudo-nitzschia multistriata, 2215 nucleotides long. Lineage: Eukaryota; Bacillariophyta; Bacillariophyceae; Bacillariales; Bacillariaceae. The record is from the annotation of a GenBank genome assembly.
GGUCGUAUUGUUUACAAAAUUAGAAAAUCGGAAUCAAUCCAGGGAAAUUGAGUCUGUUCCUCCMUACAGUAGUAGCACUGCAAGCGCAGUCAGUAUAAUUGCAGUAUCAACAGUCAGUCUGCGAAAAACCAAUGGAACCAUGAAGAGUGUAAACGCCGACAACAUGCUGCCCGUCUUUCGCUGGGUGGGUGACGAGACGAAGAMGAAGACGAGGGAGAUCCAGUCGCCGAAGACAACGGCUCAAGAAUUCCACCGUGCCGGAAGCGCAGAAGGCGGCGCUUUCCCGAACACGGAGCCCGGAAAGAUCGUGGCGGUCCCCGGCGACCGACCGACGUCCCCUUCGUCGUCGCCUCCGCCGUCGCCGUCGCCGUCGCCAAAAACAAAAACGUCUCCCCGCACACCUUCCACCCGGGCGUCGUCGUCGUACGGUGGUUCUUCCUCGACCGGCAGCAGCCCCUCGACGAGGAUUCUCCAAUCGCCCGCUGCCGAGCCACGGGAUGUCCGGAAGGAUCCCGACGUUCGAGAGGGCAGAASUUGCAUGCACAAACAACUKGUGGAAACGGUCGGCGCGGGUGCCCACCGACAGAAYUCACAAGCCGAGCCAYCGGCUACGGCGGCUCGUUGGAACCAAGGACUCGACGACAUCCGUCAAACAAGAACCGAGGGACGCGAUCGUCGCAUCAAAGAACUKGUAGAACAGRACGAGAUGCUGGGACGACAGYUUUCCCAGAACCCAGAGGAAGAAACCGAGCAGCUCAGAAGGGAGCCGAAAACGAAACGAGAGGCUGGAGCCGAAACAAAACAGAGAGAGCUUUCCCAGCAAAAYGAGUCGAUCCGGGAGCAAUUGAGGGCYGCCGGGCCCCUCUUCACACAUUCGGACGACUUCGAAACCGAAGCACAGGGCAGAAAAGAACCACCGACAACGAAGCCGCCUCGCCAGAGAUUCGAUGAGAAAAAACGAAAACGGUAUAGAGGCAAUCCAAAACCGUGUCCGGCACGCACGGCGACUGACGACCAAUUCGAGAAAAAAGUAGCCGAGCUGGAGUCAAAACGUCGGUUAGAGGAGGAAAAACGAAGAAAGGAGAUUGCUGCACAAAACAAGCUCUUUCGGCAGCGGCUGAAGCAGGCCGAGUCUCCGAUCAAAUCGUACAAGAAGGUCGACAAAGUGACACAGCAACAAAGGGAGAUGCUUAGAGAACAACGCCGAAAAUUUGCCGAGAUAAAACAACUCGAGCUCAAGGCCCAUGAAGUGGCUCUGAAGCGACRGUAUUGCAAACGGUCUAGUACCAAAGGGGUGGUAGUCCGCGAMAUGAAACUGAGCCCGAAAACCGAAGCGGUUCGAACCGCAAAACAAAAAGAACGGCGCGCCGAAACGGAAAGAAAGAACAAGGAACUGGCGRAAAGGAAUGCAUUGAUGAGAAAGCUAUUGGAGGRGGCAAAGGGCCGUGACCAGAAAAYGCUGGAUUCUAGUGUCGAGCGAGCAAGGCUGGAAAUGGAACGGUCCCGUCGCCGAGAGGCGGAGAAACGAACCAAGGCACUGGUUCGGCGAAACGCGGAGCACCGAGAGCGCCUAGCCGGCACCAAGUGCAARGUCGAAAAGAACCUCGACGAGGACGUUGAGUUCGACCGCCUGGAAAAGGAGAUGUUCCACAACGAGGAAGCGGUGCAUAGGGAACGGGAGCUGGCCAGGAAGAACCACGAGCUGAAGCAWCGCCUGGAAGCUGCGAGGGCCCGGGACACCAAGCAACUGCACUACGAUGUAGAAGCCAAGCGGACGGAAUACACGAGGGCCCGUUUCGAGCAAGCCCAAUCCAGGAAAAAGGAGCUCGCGGCCCACCGGGCAAGGCUCCGRAAGCUCGUCAAGGGAGCCAAAUCCCCCAUCAAGACGRCCCUGGCGUGCUGAACGAAAUCGGAGCGAAAUCAGAAGGCUGGGGAAACCAUUGAUCGUCACCACCAAACCAAACGGUGUUGAAGCGGAAUGGAUUGGUUUCGGGAUAUUUAGGGAAAGGAACGGUACCAAUGGUGGUCCUUCCUACCGACAAACAYGAUUCAUAUAUACAACAGUACCAUGGGCCGAUCCAGCAAUGAUCUUUGCAAUCGGCAAAUGCGAUGUAACAUAACUCAUACACUAUACGACACGGUCAGGGAAAACUAGAAAAYUCAAGUUUACACCGUAAUUUUUUCAAUGAAAGUCAAUGUAGAAACUCAGWGUGUA